GGUGGCAGGGGCUGCAGGAGCAAGGGACCAGCAGCAGGACUGGGGACAGGCCUGAUCGCCCCUGCACGAACCAGACCCUUCACCACCCUCCCGAUGACUACCUCUCCUACCCUGCAGCUGCUGCUGCGGCUCUUGCUGUGGGGGCUGCUGCUACGGAGGGCGGAGACAGGCUCUGAGAGGCAGACGGCGGGGGAGCUGUACCAGCGUUGGGAACGGUACCGCAAGGAGUGCCAGGAGACCCUAGCAGCCGCGGAACCGCCCUCAGGCCUCGCGUGUAACGGGUCCUUCGAUAUGUACGUCUGCUGGGACUAUGCUGCACCUAACGCCACUGUCCGUGCAUCCUGCCCCUGGUACCUGCCCUGGUACCGCCAUGUGGCUGAAGGUUUUGUCCUCCGCCAGUGUGGAAGUGAUGGCCAGUGGGGACUUUGGAGAGAUCAUACACAAUGUGAGAACCCAGAGAAGAAUGAGGCCUUUCUGGACCAAAGGCUCAUCUUGGAGCGGCUCCAGGCUAUGUACACUGUCGGCUACUCCCUGUCUCUCGCCACACUGCUGCUAGCCCUGCUCAUCUUGAUUUUGUUCAGGCGGCUGCAUUGCACUAGAAACUAUAUCCACAUCAACCUGUUCGCGUCUUCCAUGCUGCGGGCGGCGGCCAUUCUCAGCCGAGAUCGUCUACUGCCUCAACCUGGCCCCUACCCUGGUGACCAGGCCCCUGCACUGUGGAAUCAGGCCCUCGCUGCCUGCCGCACGGCCCAGAUCGUGACCCAGUACUGCGUCGGUGCCAACUACACGUGGCUGCUGGUAGAGGGCGUCUACCUGCACAGUCUCCUGGUGCUCGUGGGCGGCUCCGAGGAAGGCCACUUCCGCUGCUACCUGCUCCUCGGCUGGGGGGCCCCCGCGCUUUUCGUCAUUCCCUGGGUGAUCGUCAGGUACCUGUACGAGAACACGCAGUGCUGGGAGCGCAACGAAGUCAAGGCCAUUUGGUGGAUCAUACGGACCCCCAUCCUCAUGACCAUCUUGAUUAAUUUCCUCAUUUUUAUCCGCAUUCUUGGCAUUCUCCUGUCCAAGCUGAGGACACGGCAAAUGCGCUGCCGGGAUUACCGGCUGAGGCUGGCUCGUUCCACACUAACGCUGGUGCCCCUGCUGGGUGUCCACGAGGUGGUGUUUGCUCCCGUGACCGAGGAACAGGCCCGGGGAGCCCUGCGCUUCGCCAAGCUCGGCUUUGAGAUCUUCCUCAGCUCCUUCCAGGGCUUUCUGAUCAGCGUCCUCUACUGCUUCAUCAACAAGGAGGUGCAGUCGGAGAUCCGCCGUGGCUGGCACCACUGCCGCCUGCGACGCAGCCUGGGCGAGGAGCAGCGCCGCCUCCCAGAGUGCGUCUCCCGGGCCCUGCACUCCAGCUCCGGCCCUGUAGAGGUCCCUACCGACCGUGCCUUGUCCUCGGGUACCCUCCCAGGGCCCAGGAAUGAGGCCAGCCAGGUGUUAGAAAGUUACUGCUAGGGGGCCGGGUCCCUGUAUCUGUUCAGUUAGCAUGGAUUGAUUGAGUGCCUACUGCGUGCCAGGCCCAGUGUGCAGGGGGAAACGGUGAAGGAAACAGAAAAACAGGUCCCUGCCCUCCUGGAGAUGACAACUGAAUGGGGAAAAGACCGUGAACACAAAACACCAAGUUCCGCACAUGCUGUGGCAUGGUUAUGAAGGGAAGUGAGAAGGGGGCCUAGAGAGGUCUGGGAGGCCCUCUCCAAGGAGGUGACAUUUAAGCCAUGCCAGAAGGAGGUGAAGGAGAUCACGUUGGGAAGAGCUGGAGACCAGGAUUCUAGGCUGAAGCAACAGCAAAUGCGAAGGCUCUGGGGCAGGAAGGUGCUCGGCCUCGGCUGGAGUAGAAUUAAGUCAGAGCCAACGGAUGGGGAGAGAGAAGUGGGCAGGGGCACACAAGUUAGGAUUUUAUUUCAGAUGCACUGGAGAUUCUUAGGAGUGUCUCUUGGAAGUAAUAUUUUAUUUUAUUUAUUUAUUUUUUAA
This is a messenger RNA of Saimiri boliviensis boliviensis (Bolivian squirrel monkey), 2010 nucleotides long. RefSeq names its product gastric inhibitory polypeptide receptor (gene GIPR). Lineage: Eukaryota; Metazoa; Chordata; Mammalia; Primates; Cebidae. The record is from RefSeq and is a predicted model, not a curated record. Gene Ontology annotation, biological process: cell surface receptor signaling pathway; adenylate cyclase-modulating G protein-coupled receptor signaling pathway. Gene Ontology annotation, cellular component: plasma membrane. Gene Ontology annotation, molecular function: gastric inhibitory peptide receptor activity; G protein-coupled peptide receptor activity; peptide hormone binding.